AGCCCCUCAAAAUGGCAAAGCAAACCACCAAAGAACAGAAAAAGGAAAAGAUCCUCACGCUAUUCAAUCCAACCGCAGUGUACAACAUCAAGGAGCUAGAAAAACUGUCAUCUAAGCUAGGCGUACGUUCCAACCUCGUUAAAGACCUAAUAACGGAGCUAUCAAACGAUAAUAUGAUUACAUCGGACAAGAUUGGCAUAUCAACGUAUUACUGGCAGAUACCGCCCAACAGCUCAACCGAGUACAAGCGGAUCGCCAACCAGCUGAACAUCAAGGAGCACGAUAGGCAGCGGCUAGUGCAGCAGAAGCAGCAGCUUGAGAGCGAAAGAUGCGACGGCAAGAGGGUGCAUAUGAUUGGGGAGUAUAGGGAGCUGAGCGCGCUUGAAGAUGUGCCGUUCAGUUUGGAGCAGUACAGGACCGCUAAGGCGGUUGUUGAUGAAAUUAGAGAUGGCGUGAAUCGGGUAACUGAGGAUGUGUACGUUUUGAGAAGGUUUGUGUGCGAUACCUAUGGGAUGGAUGGAAAUGAUUUUAAUCGUAGCUUUGGGAUUGGCAAUGAUUUUGAUCUGCUGGACUGAGUUUGAUCGUAGCUUUGGGAUUGGCGAUGAUUUUGAUCUGCUGGACUGAGUUUGACCGUAGCUUUGGGAUUGGCAAUGAUUUUGACCGUAGCUGUGUGUUUGGAACUGCUGUUCACGGUAUGGUAUGAUCAGCACGAGAGCAUCAACGAUGCAGGAUCAUCCGUAAGACCAUUAGAGUAGAGCACGGUCAGCUAACGGUGUAAUACGUGUUACAUUGUUCGGCAACAGCAUGAUGUGCUCACUACACCAUAACAUGCCCUGUUAUCGUUUACAAGUUACGCUCUCGUACUCACACCGUAAUUUGUUAUUUAAACGACCGUACCUUGUCCAACGCCCCUUCCAUCCAGAUUGCCACGUUGGUACGGUCCCUACGAACCACCAACGAACACCGUUCUGAAGCGAAGAGCAGCUGCCUGAGCAAAAUGUGUUAUUUAACGCUGACAGGAGGAGGCAGCAAUUUCACCCGUACCGAUGCACCCCUAAAGAUGGUAAACGCUUUAAAUUAAAGGUAAUUAAUUGCUAA
This is a messenger RNA of Vavraia culicis subsp. floridensis, 1098 nucleotides long. RefSeq lists its product as uncharacterized. Bases 12 to 575 code for a protein of 187 amino acids. NCBI's taxonomy places the organism in Eukaryota, Fungi, Microsporidia, Pleistophoridae. The transcript has a single exon. The record is from RefSeq and is a predicted model, not a curated record.